GCAGGUGAUUCAAAACGAGAGGAAUUUCGGAAAUACUUGGAGAAGGCUGGAGUGUUGGAUGCAUUAACCAAGGUACUAGUAGGUUUAUAUGAAGAACCAGAGAAGCCGGAUAAUGCUCUCGAAUUCAUUCGGAAACAUCUGCAAAUCGGGGGACCAGAUGCGGCAGAAGUUGAAGCCAUGAAGCAGGAAUUAGAUGAACUGCGGCAAAAAGUUGAACACUUAGAGUUGGAAAACUCCGAACUGAAACGGGGUAUCGAGCUGUCAAAGGAGCCUUCAUCAGCAGAUGUACCUCAAGCCGAGGCCGAAUCUGAUCCAGUCAACUGACGACGCGCAAGUAUAGGGGCAACAGUACACGGUGGCACUAAACCCCCCGAAAUCAUAAACUUGAGAUCAUGAAUAUUCUAUACGCAUUUUAUACCUAUACCAUUCCUAUCUUCAGUGUUGG
Molecule: messenger RNA, 445 nt
Organism: Opisthorchis viverrini
Lineage: Eukaryota; Metazoa; Platyhelminthes; Trematoda; Opisthorchiida; Opisthorchiidae
Exons: 3
Biological process (GO): regulation of DNA-templated transcription
Cellular component (GO): nucleus
Molecular function (GO): transcription coactivator activity
Source: RefSeq, a predicted model, not a curated record